Rosa chinensis is the source of this 3176-nucleotide messenger RNA. RefSeq names its product protein WHAT'S THIS FACTOR 9, mitochondrial. The transcript has 4 exons. Bases 288 to 1583 code for a protein of 431 amino acids. The record is from RefSeq and is a predicted model, not a curated record. Lineage: Eukaryota; Viridiplantae; Streptophyta; Magnoliopsida; Rosales; Rosaceae. Gene Ontology annotation, molecular function: RNA binding.
AAACUCAACAGGUGAAAGCUCAAGGUUUUGCCUUAAUGGACUGGACCUUUUCGGCCCGAGGAAAUGGGAAUGCUUGAAAAUCGAAACCUCUUUGUAUAAAUAGGUUUGGCUGAAAUCUGAGACCAGAGUCUGUGUGUCUUGGAAUUGCUCAGAAACCAUGUCAAGCCAUUGCUGCAGCCACAUUUCUCCUUCUUAUCAGGUAAUACUCAAUCCCUAACUUUUCAAAUCCCCCAAAAUAUUUAUUGAUUCUAAUUAACCCCAUACAAAUCACCUCCUAAAACCCUAUAAUGUUACUGACCAAACCCACUUCCAAACCCCUGAGAAAGCUACUCUUCCCUUAUCAAAAUUCAAUCUUGUCCUCCUUGUACCGGCCCCAAAACCCUGCUUACACACACACCCAGAAAUCCAACUAUGUUAAUGUCUACAUGAAAUGGAAGAAAGACUCAUACUUUGACUCCAUUGAGCACAUCGACAAGUCCAUAGUGCUUAAACCCAUCAUUAACCUCAAGAACUGCAUUACUGAAGAUCCCAAUGGCUGUAUCCCAAUCUAUGAAGUGUCCAAAAAGGGUCUUCAAUUAGAUGUACCCAUGAAGGUUGCCAAGUUUUUGAGGAAAUACCCAUCAAUCUUUGAGGAGUUUGCUGGUGAAUACAAUCAUCCCUGGUUUAAAUUGACCCCAGAAGCAGCUGAGAUUGAUAGGGAGGAGAAGAGGGUUUAUCAGGAUUGUAGGGUGGAUUUGAGGUAUAGGCUGAAAAAGUUGAUUUUGAUGAGCAAAGAAAAGGUUUUGCCUCUGAAAAUUAUUCAGGGGAUGGAGUGGUUUUUGGGUUUGCCUGAUGAUUUUUUGCACUACCCGGAAAAGAAUCUGGAUGGGUCUUUUCGGUUUGUGACAAUGGAAGAUGGGUUAGAGGGAUUAGCUGUUGACAGUGGUGAAAAGGUCUUGUCUGCCAUGCAAAGGAAUGCAAUGAAAAAAGGGGUGUAUUCUGGAGCUCCAACAGAGGCAAUUGAGUUCCCGCUUUUCCCUUCCAAGGGUUUGAGGUUGAGGAACAAGAUUGAAGAUUGGUUAAAGGAGUUUCAGAAACUUCCCUAUGUUUCACCUUAUGAGGAUUUUUCACAUUUACUGCCAGACACUGAUGCAUCCGAGAAACGAGUUGUGGGGCUUCUUCAUGAGUUGCUUAGUCUAUUUGUUGAGCAUUCAGCAGAGAGGAAGAAGCUUAAGUGUCUUAAGAAGUAUAUGGGACUGCCGCAGAAAGUGCACAGAGCAUUUGAGAGACAUCCUGGGAUUUUCUAUUUGUCAUUUAAGAACAAGACUUGUACGGUAAUUCUUAAAGAGGCUUACUGUGAUGAGUCUGCUAUUGAGAAGCAUCCACUUUUGGAAGUGAGGAAAAAGUAUAUUAGAUUGAUGAGGGAGUCGGCAGUGUUAUUGAAGAAUAGGAGAGUGAAUGGCCGGUUGGCUGGUGGUGGGAAUAUGGAGCUGGAUUUGGAUUUGGAACCUAAGAUUGAAGACAGAGGAGAUGGAGGGAAUACAGAGGUGGACUUGGAUUUGGAUUCUGAGAAUGACCAAAGAGAUGGAGAGUGUUCUCAGUAACUGGUUUUCCUAUGAUAUGCAUGUCCAUGAGAAUUUAAUAUUGCAACAUCUAUAGCAAAGGAAUAUAGGAUGGAGCUCAAUGACAACCACCUUAUGUGUUUUGACUAUGAAUAUGAUUUUCUUUUACAGAGGUUUGAAAAAGAGGUGAAGAAUCAGAUGUUAUGUUUUUAAAUGUAAUUUUUGGUUCCUCAUUUCUAUUGAUUUUUGGAGUUCUGGUUGAAAUUUGAGAUGGAAGUGUAAAUGAUUAUAAUUUAGAUUAAUCAAUUGCAAUAUAGUUUCUGAGGAUAUGGUUAUACCCUUUACUAGGUAGCUUGUCGGAGCAGAGGGGGUGUUCUGGAAUGUUAUACAAGCACUUCGGUGAACUUUGAUCAGGAUGUUGUUCGCUGGGGUCUCCAUCCGCUCUUGGAUUGCACUCAUUUGAAUGAUUGUUCCCAUAGUACUGUCACUUGAUUUGACCAGGACUUUAAUCAAGUAUAAUGUGUUAGAGAAAGGUUAUGUUGAGCCUUUUAUUGUAGAGAAUGAUGAGGUUAUAGCUCAUGCCUUACAAGAACAGCCAUCUUGAGUUGCCUCCAUGGAGAUGCCCUUUGCAAGCAUAGAUUCUUGCACAGGAAUGACUUGGUCCUUUAAACAGAUAGAAUGGUUCUGGCAUUGAAAACAAUAAGGAAGCUGUGAAUGAUUUUGGCAGAAAGAUGGACACCAGUGAUUAUGGAAAUCAGGUAAAUGAGGCAGAUGGUCCUAUAGGUGAAUGGAAACGAGGAAGCAAAUAAUCAUAGUGAAGGAGAAAACUUGAUCAAUGGAGGAAUACUUGUUCCAUUCAUUGGAUAUUAGUCAUGUACCAGAUGAGUAUGCUGUUGAUGGUGAAGUAGGGGGAAGGCUGAAUCAGAUGGUUCAUGUUCCUUUAAGUGUAGCUUAUAUGGCAUUUCAUGAUUGAAGAUGACUUCUACUUGUGGAUCAGUCAAUCCUUUGAUUCCUGAUGUCUCAGUUCAAGAAUCACCCAGAAAUGUACGAGGGUUAUGUUGAUUACCUAAAGAGAAUGACCAAAAUAUUGGAAGUGAAGAACCCAGAUUGACAUUACUUUUCCUUUGAAGAAGUGUCAAUUUACAAGAAAGACUGAGCUGUAGAUGAGAAGCAGGACAUAAGAGUUUUGGGAGUGGUCAUCGGAAAUGAGAAUGGGGAUCUUAUGGGUGCUUGUGCAGUCCCAGUGUUGGGAUCUUUCUCUCCCUUAACCACAGAACUGUUAGCUAUGAACUAUGAAGGCUGGUCUCCAUUUCGCUUUAGACGCAAGAAUAGUUCCAUUACUGGUCGAAACCAACUGCUCAGAAGCAGUGAAGUUUGUAAUCUCUUCUGAACCAUGCUGGUAAGAAAAUGGGCUGAUAGUAGAGGACAUAAAAGCUUUACGAUACUGGGACUGGGAAUAUCCUUUUCCAAUCUCGUGAAGCAAACAAAGUGACACACCUCAUUGGAAAGUUUCCUCUUAGUGAGCAAUCAUUUUGCUUUUGUAUUGAAUAUGGGAAUGACUUGUGGAGUUAAUUUACAAUGACUCAAACGUUUGUAAUCUUUCUUCUCAUUAAUGAGUGGCUAUGCAUUUUCAAA